Messenger RNA from Drosophila albomicans, 1072 nucleotides. Its product is annotated as cilia- and flagella-associated protein 161. Gene Ontology annotation, biological process: cilium assembly. NCBI's taxonomy places the organism in Eukaryota, Metazoa, Arthropoda, Insecta, Diptera, Drosophilidae. The record is from RefSeq and is a predicted model, not a curated record. Bases 100 to 1008 code for a protein of 302 amino acids. The transcript has 4 exons. Gene Ontology annotation, cellular component: motile cilium.
ACUAUUCAAAGGUGUAUAAUUCAGAGUCAAAUAAAUUUUGAGAGCAACAAUAAUACCCGAGAGUCAUUUCAACACACAUUCAUUAACAAAUCCUUCGCCAUGCCUUGCUCAGUCUCAAAUUUUGAAUCGGGCUCAAACCGUUAUCGUUCCAAUGUGCGCAUUGGCAAUUGGUUCGAAGACCAUUGCUUGGAGGAGGAUAAGAUGAGCAGCUUCAGAAAGAUGCGUGACCGUGGAGAGCUGCUGGUCGAGAAGGCACGCACACUCUUCGACAAUUUUCAGAAAGAGGUUCAGCUGGCAGCUCCCAAGCAUGACAUUAUGAUUGGCGCUGUGAUUCAGCUGAUGCCCAUCUACAUGAAUAUUGCAGAUAUGGAUACGUCCGAGUUGCAUCCCGCUUUAUCCGUGGUCAUUAACGAGCAUGCCAUACGAUCCAGCCAAACCAUUAACGAGAAUUGCGAACUUACCGUUGCUCCCUCGGAGCGUCCUUGUGUGCGCAACUCUUUUCGCAUCGUUAGCGGCGAUGAGCAGGAUCGCACAGGGGAGAGACUAAAGUAUGGUCAGCGCUUUCGAUUGGAGUGUGUGGAGUCACCCGAUGAUCCCAUUUUGUUGUACAGCGCUCCCAAGCUGACCAAUCUGUCUCAAUCUAUUUCGACAUCAUUCAACUCGCAAAAGUAUGGCGAACUCAACUUGCCGCUAGGUCUUGUACAUCGCAGCAAAAUCAUGUGUCCGGAUGGAGAUAUACCCAAGGCAUUUACCAACUGGUUUUGCAUGCACGUCGACCCCAACAAACGCUUCGAAAGCGAGGGCGAAACUCUGCCAAGCAAUUCUCCGUUGGUGAUUGUACAUGCGGCAACUAAUCGGAAUUUGGCUGCCGAGAAUGUUGUUAUUCAAACUUUGUUUGGUCCCGAGUUUUUGGUUUCUGUGCAGAACUAUCGUAAUGUUUUCAAGCGGGAGAUCUGGAAGAAUGUCUGGAUGAUUAGCAAUGGCCAUCACACACGUACUGACCACUAAACAUGCAUUGCAAUAACAAAUUGUCUGUUUUUGGUGUUGACAAAUAUAUAAAAAGCCAUGUUAA